AUGGCGUCCAUCGAUAAAUUGAGAAAAUUGAAACUAACUGAUUUGAGAGUUCUUGCAAUCGAGAAAGGGAUAGAUGCCAAUGGUAACAAGAAACAGGAGUUGAUAGAAGAUUUGUUAAACAGCCAGGUUCCAACUUCGGUUUUGACACCCGUACAUAACCAGUCAACACCCGUCAUCAAUCCAACGCCAACCAAGUCUGCCACCAACGUCAACGAUAAAGACAACCUGCCUCCCUUUCAUCGAGUCAAAUAUCUGCCGCAACUACCUUACGUAAAAGUUUUGUUUACGAUGAUUUACGAUUUCCUGAUAACGAGAGCAACAGAGUCAGGUGGAAGUGCUAAUAAUUUUAAAGGACUUGACAAGGCAGUCAAACACCAUGAUGCAGGAGACGUGAAAAACAUUUCACAUGCAAAGGUCAAUGAUACAACAAUGUAUGUGAGAGCUCUGUGUCAGGCAUCCAUGAAGAAGAUGAACUACCAAGUUUUUAUUUGUUUCUCAAAGGAAAAUGAAGAGCAACAUUCCAUAGACUACGCUUAUUGUCAGUGUCCAAUUGGGGCAGCACAAGCUUGUAGCCAUAUCGGAGCUCUGUUGUUUGCUUUGAAAGAUCCCACAAUCUGUAACAGGUACAUCUACCCUUUGUACCUGGAAUGUUCCUCGAGGAGAAGCCAAACCCCUUCCUUCAACCGGGGAAAUGAAGACAGUAAUUUUGACCCAAGGCAUAGUUUGGACAGACAGAAUGAUAUGGAAAAGACCUUAACUGCACUACAAGGUAUGUCACAUUUGUGGAAUAUUCCUGAUCCAGUGCCAGAUAUGUGUAUGGAGGAAGAAGUUGAGACAAGCAUUAAUCCACUUUACCAACAAAUGAUGAAGAUGCUUUAUACAGAGGGUAACUUACCACCAUCCAACAUUGACAUGGAGCUUGUAAAGUACAUAGAAGAAUAUACCCAAAGUCAGAGGCUUUCUAAAGAGUGGUUUAAGAUGCACAUUGGUAGAGUAACCAGCUCAUUGUUUGGGGAUGUAAUGUCUUCAGGUCCAAGUCCAACAUCUUUGAUAAAACAGAUAGUUGAGGGGUCAAAUCUUGAAAAGUACACAAACCUGCCUGCAGCUGUGCAGUGGGGAAUUGACAAGGAAGGUCAAGCCAGAGAGCAGUACAAGAAGAUUAAGAAAGCCAUUCAUAAAGUCUUUGAAAUCCAACCAACUGGUCUUGACACAAGGCAAGUCCACUGA
Lottia gigantea (owl limpet) is the source of this 1227-nucleotide messenger RNA. RefSeq lists its product as hypothetical. NCBI's taxonomy places the organism in Eukaryota, Metazoa, Mollusca, Gastropoda, Lottiidae. Gene Ontology annotation, molecular function: zinc ion binding. The record is from RefSeq and is a predicted model, not a curated record. The transcript has 6 exons. Bases 1 to 1227 code for a protein of 408 amino acids.